UUCGUACUGCUUCUUCUGUCGUCAUCUUCGUUCGAACAAUGAGGUAGCCAUCAAGUUCAUUGUAUAAACCCUAAAACCCUAAUCACCAUUUUAUGCUUCAAUCUCAUCAAUUUCAAAUUCAAAUUCAAAUUCAAUUACAAUGAGUUGGAGAAUUUUUCUUUCUUCUUCAAAACAAACCCUAACCAAACUCAAAUCAAUCUCAAAUUCCCAAUUCUCCAAAACCCUCUUCAAACAAUUACCCAUUUCAUCAUCAAUCAUCACUCACCGAACUCUCCAUUUUCAUUCACAUGAAUCCAGCACUUCACUGAUCGACCCAUCACUCAAAACCCACUUAAACGACACCACAAUCCACCAAAACGACGAUGAAGAAAUCACCAACGAGUUUCUCUCUCGAUUCGCUUGGAUAAUGAGGAAAAAAGUUAAAGAAGUUUAUCCCGAAUGCGAUAAAAGUACCGUCGAUGCAAUGCUGCUUGUUAUUGUUGAAAGGGUUGUUUCAGAAAUGGAAAAGGGUAGUGGGAGUGAUGAAAAUGUUGCGUUUUCGCGAUUUGAUUCGGUGGAUUUUAGUGAGGAUUUAUGGAGGACUGUGUGGGAGGUUAGUAAUAAGGUUUUGGUUGAUAUGAAUAAAGAGAGGAAGAAGGAGAAAAUGAAAGGGUUUUUGCAGUGUGAUGAAGUGAAAGAGAUGUGUAGAUUUGCUGGUGAAGUUGGGAUUCGGGGCGAUUUGCUUAGAGAGCUUAGGUUUAAAUGGGCACGUGAGAAAAUGGAGGAACAUGAGUUUUAUGAGGAUUUGGAGAAAAUGAAGAAAGAGACUCAGAUUGUUGAUGAAGAAAUAAAAAAUGAAUCCGAAGAAAAUGUCGAUGUUGAUGCUGGUGUUCGUGUUGACGGUAGUGUUGAGGAGAAGAAGGUUGUUGGGCUUCCUAAGAGGAAAGGGAAAAUUAGGUUUAAGAUUUAUGGGCUUGAUUUAUCUGAUCCUAAAUGGGAACAAGUGGCUGAUAAGAUUCAUGAGGCGGGAGAAGUUAUUUGGCCGAAGGAGGUGAAGCCGAUAACCGGGAAAUGCAAACAAGUUACCGAGAAAAUUCUGUCCUUGAAGGAGAAGGAUGGAGAUGAUAGUUUGUUGACCCUGUUGGCUGAAUGGGUAGAGCUUCUUCAGCCUACUAGGGUGGAUUGGAUCAAUUUGCUUGAAAGGUUGAAAUCUCAGAAUUAUCCUUUAUACUUCAAGGUGGCAGAAAUGGUAUUAACUGAAGAUUCUUUCCAAGCAAAUAUAUCUGACUACUCUAGGCUUAUUGAUAUGUAUGCUAAAGAGAACCGCAUUGAUGAUACUGAGAGGAUGCUUAAGAAGAUGAAUGAAAAUGGUUUACAACCAGAUGCUUCGAUAGCCAAUGUGAUGGUCCACAUGUACAGCAAGAUAGGUAAUCUUGAACGUGCAGAAGAAGCAUUUAAAAUCUUGAGUAGCCUGGGUUUCCAACCAGACACGAGAGUCUACAACUCAAUGAUCAUGGCCUAUAUCAAUGCUGGUGAACCUACAAAGGGCGAAACACUGAUGAGGCAGAUGGAGACGAGAGAUAUUAAGCCUACAAAGGAAAUAUACAUGUCAUUGCUCCGAUAUUAUUCUCAACGUGGCGACAUUGAUCGUGCCUCACGAACUUCAUCAUCUCUGCAGUUUGCAGGACACCCGCAGACUAUGGAAACAUGCACCCUGCUUAUUGAAGCAGCAGCAGGUGCAGAUGACCUAGAUAAGGUAAUCUUCAAUUUUGACCAUAUGGUAAAACUUGGGCAUAAGCCUGAUGAUAGAUGCACUGCUGCCAUGAUUCGUGCUUAUGAGAAAACAAAUUUAUUGGACAAGGCAUUGGAUCUUCUUAUGACGUUAGAGAAGGAUGGGUUUGAGCCUGGGAUUGUGACUUAUUCUGUUCUUCUGGACUGGAUGGCUAAAAUGCAGCUUGUCGAUGAGGCUGAACAGAUUUUAAACAAAAUUGCUCUGCUGGGCGAGGCUCCUCCUUUUAGGGUUCAAGUUAGUCUUUGUGAUAUGUAUGCAAGGACUAAAAUGGAGAAAAAGGCCCUUCAAACACUAGGCGUUCUGAUAGCCAGGAAGGAAGAGUUACGACCAAAUGAGUUUGAGAGGAUUAUAUCUGGCCUUAUCGAUGGUGGGUUUUUGCGGGAUGCAGAAAGAAUGCAUGGGAUUAUGGAGGCACAGGGUUUCAAACCAUCUCAGCAGCUUAAUUUAGCCCUUAAAUCUGGCCGCUUACCAUUAAGUAUGAGGUAGUUUAGAGGUCAUGAGUAGUGCUGUUGUUAUUCUUUCUUUGUCAAGUGACCAACAAAUGUACUGCUUUAUUAAGGGAGACACGGUCUGAUAGAUUGACCAUAACAUAUAACCAAUAAAGUAUUUUUAGUUUAUGCUCUUGAUAAGUUGUUGGUUUCUCAAUUGUAUCAUGUUUAUGAAUUUUGCCAUGGUUACAUGUUUGCAAGUGUUCGGAUUACACUGAUUUAUUUCUCUUAA
Medicago truncatula (barrel medic) is the source of this 2491-nucleotide messenger RNA. RefSeq lists its product as uncharacterized. The coding region runs from base 140 to 2257 and encodes 705 amino acids. The transcript is spliced from 2 exons. Gene Ontology annotation, molecular function: protein binding. The record is from RefSeq and is a predicted model, not a curated record. NCBI's taxonomy places the organism in Eukaryota, Viridiplantae, Streptophyta, Magnoliopsida, Fabales, Fabaceae.